This is a messenger RNA of Myxocyprinus asiaticus (Chinese sucker), 2455 nucleotides long. Its product is annotated as potassium channel subfamily K member 13-like. The record is from RefSeq and is a predicted model, not a curated record. The coding region runs from base 1 to 1353 and encodes 450 amino acids. The transcript has 2 exons. Lineage: Eukaryota; Metazoa; Chordata; Actinopteri; Cypriniformes; Catostomidae. Gene Ontology annotation, molecular function: potassium ion leak channel activity. Gene Ontology annotation, biological process: potassium ion transmembrane transport; stabilization of membrane potential. Gene Ontology annotation, cellular component: membrane.
AUGCCACGUGGAAGAGAUGUCAGCAAAAGGUGUUGCCUCCCACUGCCCCUGAAUGAGGACAAUGCCCGUUUUGGCUUGUUGGCAGCCCUUAUACUCCUCUACCUGCUGUGUGGGGCGGUAGUGUUCUCUGCUCUGGAACAUCCCUCUGAGCUUCUGGCCCACAAACGCUGGGAGGAACAGCUGGCCAACUUCACCCAUCAAAACAGUAUAAACCUGAACUCGCUACAGGUCUUGCUAAGGCAGUAUGAGGAGGCUUUUGUGGCUGGGAUACGUGUAGACAAACUUCGGCCCCGCUGGGAUUUCUCAGGGGCAUUUUACUUUGUUGGUACAGUGGUCUCCACUAUUGGCUUUGGCAUGACCACUCCAGUCACCAUUGCAGGUAAGAUCUUUUUGAUAUUCUAUGGACUUCUUGGUUGUGCAGCAACAAUCCUCUUCUUCAACCUGUUCCUGGAGCGCAUCAUCACAAUGUUGGCCUACAUCAUGCGCUGGUGUCAUGAGCUCCAACUACGUCGAUCGGGCGUGGGUGGAGUGGAGUCCAGGAGUGAGGAUGACAGUCUGGAGGGUUGGAAGCCAUCGGUCUACUAUGUUAUGCUCAUUCUGGGCAUAGCCGCCUUGCUGAUUGCUUGCUGUGCUUCAGCCCUCUACUCUGCCAUGGAGGACUGGGACUACUUUGAUUCCUUCUACUUCUGCUUUGUGGCCUUCAGUACCAUUGGGUUUGGAGAUCUGGUGAGCAGCCAGAGGGAGAGCUAUGAAGCUCAGGAGGCCUACCGUCUUGGCAACUGCCUCUUCAUCCUCAUGGGUGUGUGUUGUAUCUAUUCCCUUUUCAAUGUCAUCUCCAUCAUCAUCAAGCAAACCCUUAACUGGAUCCUUGCCAAACUGGACUGCAACAGGGCUAAGUGUCCAUGCCGUGGCCGGCCGUACAGGAGGCGAGGUGAGGCCUGCUGCUGCUGCUUCCCUCGAAUACCAAGCCAGCGCCACAAUCACCACCCUCCACCUGGAAAUUCCCGGCAGAGGGCUAAAAAACGCAAUGCUGUGCACCCUGCCAUGCCUAACGAGGCAGCGGGAAAGCGCUUCACUAAUGCAUCAGUGGAAACAGUUUGUGAUAGUGAGACUGAUGCUGGCUUAGGACCAGAUGGAGGUUAUCUGACAGGGCGCAGACUGUCUGGAGAAAUGAUCUCAGUCAAUGACUUUAUGGCCAACAAGGUUUCUCUGGCCAUUCUACAGAAGCAGCUCUCUGAGACUGCACAUGGUAAUCCAAGACAGAGCCAUGUUCGCCAGAACGGUUUCUCCGGUGGAGUGGGCGCUUUUGCUAUCAUGAAUAACCGCCUUCAGGAGACAAGUGUUGACAGGUAGCCCGUUUAUACAAUGGUGACAUUGGAUACUGCACGUUAUUUACGUAUACAUUUAUAAGACCCAAAUGGUCUCACAUUCAGUAUUACUCAAUGAGAAAAUGUUGGAAAAUGAAAUACCCUUCAGUUUGUUGAGAAGGUUUUAUUUAUUGUUGUUUUAUUGUGCACACAAUGGAAGAUGUACAUUGUACAUUUACUAUUGUAAUGUACAGUACAGAGUAAAUUAGAUCAAAUUAAAACAGUCAAUUUACUUCUGUAUAUCAAGGACAGUGAAUGUUAUAUUAGGAUAAUGCUGAGCAUCUAUGAAUGGUUUCCUUCUUAAGAGGCAGACAGCUCUCAAUGUUUUACAUCAUUAUAAACAAACCAUGGAUUUUAAUGGUAACUUCGCUUCUCAGAGUCACUUUGAUGCUGAAGUGAUUGGCUGGUGUAGUGAGCAAUCACACUGUGCCACUGGAGAGAUCCUUUAAAGGCUCUUUGCGAAAACAGACUGAUUUUCGAGAGCUAGGCAGAUGUAGCCAGAGCACUUACAAGGAGACAGUCCCAGGGGAAAAAUCAAAGAGAGAUGGUCAGUAUUAUUCAUUGUUUAAUAGUUUCUAUUACGCUGCUGUCAGUAUUGAUUGUCCUAAGAAACAAAUGAUCUAAAAUGAACAUAAAUAUAUUUACAACUAUUAUAGUUAAACGAAUCGAGAAAGUUAGAUCAACCAAUUAAUCAAAAUAAUAAAGCAAAUUAUUUGUUGAUGGAUUGUAUAGAUUCAGUAGACACUGUAUAUUGUAAACACUUAUUUUACUUUGUUAAAUAUUUAUUUUGGUAUUGAUAUUUAUGUGUUAAAUUUAAUACUCUUAAAAUGGCAUGUAAUUAUUCUUGUUCGGGUGUGAUGCAAAACCUGUGCAUUGCAAUCCAUGCCUCCAACAUCUGUGUGUGACUGCCGCCUCUUGUUAUUUGAUGCAACGCUGAGAGCUUUUUUAUUCUGUUGCAGAUUUGGUCUAAGUGAUACAUUAACAUUGUGCUUGCAGAUGUGAACGUGACAUUAAAACUGGGUUUGCAGAGGGUAGUUAGUGGGCGUUCAGUGAAGACUCUCUACUGCCCUCUGCUAACUGAUGAUUGG